Cetraspora pellucida is the source of this 546-nucleotide messenger RNA. The record is from the annotation of a GenBank genome assembly. Lineage: Eukaryota; Fungi; Glomeromycota; Glomeromycetes; Diversisporales; Gigasporaceae.
AUGGACACUGGUAUCAUUGCAUCAUUUAAACUUUACUAUCGUUAUAUGCAACUUCAACAUGCAGUUGAUCGUGAUGAAGCUGGUAAGAGAGAUAUAUAUAAAGUUAACCAACUGCAGUUAUGUAUAAAAGUUAUAUCUCUUUAUGAUAAAAAUGGAGUAUCUAUUAUCCCUUCUUCUGAUGAAAGCAUUGAAGACAUAAAAGAAAACCUACUUGUUGACCCUAAUGAUGAAUUAGUAGUAAAGAAACUUCAGCAGCAAAUUAAUGCUUUGGAUGUUCAUAAUCCAAUGCCAGUUGAAGAUUUAUUAAAUAUUAAAGAAGAACAAGAAGCUGUUACAAAAAUUGAACAGAAAGAAAAUGAAAUUGUAAUACCACCUUUAACUAGAGAAGAACAAUUGAGAAUUUUACAUAAUGUUUUAAGAAUUGUUGAUGAGAGGAUCGAUAAUAGUGGAGUAACAAUAAAGUCCUUGUGCAAGCUGCAAUUCUGUAUUUAUAAGGAGGUUCAAAAGGAGAAAGCUAAAAAACAAGUCCAACUUAGAUUAGAUUAA